Molecule: messenger RNA, 1001 nt
Organism: Lindgomyces ingoldianus
Lineage: Eukaryota; Fungi; Ascomycota; Dothideomycetes; Pleosporales; Lindgomycetaceae
Product: alpha/beta-hydrolase
Exons: 1
Source: RefSeq, a predicted model, not a curated record
CUUCCUCCCAAGCCCAGACUUGAUUAUACUCCGUUCACCAACUCUUCCUAGGAACAACACAAUGUCCUCCCAAGAAUGCAGCCCCAAAGGGGCAAACCUAGAAAUCUCUUACACCCGUCUAUCCCCCUCGAUAGAGCCUAAUGGCAAGGAUCCAUCCCAUGCCCCCAUUGUCUUCCUCCAUGGCCUUUCAACCUGCCACAUGGAAUUCUCCCACACCACCCCUUUCCUCUCCAAGGACUACGAACUCAUCCUCGUCGACCAGCCAGGGCACUCGGGGUCGAGGGACAUCCUUCCCUUCACCCUUGACAACGCGAUUAACGCGCUCUCCCAUCUCGUCUCGACGAAAGUCGCAAGCGGCAGGGCGCACAUCGUCGGCCUGUCGCUCGGCGGUUUCGUAGCGCUGGAGUUUGCGCGGCGGUGUCCGGAGUUGGUGCUCAGCCUGUUCUGCACCGGGUGCGCGCCCUUGAGUGGGUACAGGAAAUGGUUCAUCUCGCGCCCGCGCCUGAUGGGAGGGAUAGAGAUCCUAUCGGGCAAGCUCACUCCUGAGUGGAUGUUCUGGUCUUAUAUCGGCGUGCAACCGUUUCCGAGGCUCAGGGAGGAGAUGCGAAGGAACCAUUCCAUAGAGCUGCUGAGGGCGGGCUACGGCGCGUGUACUGAGGUGACCAUAGGGAAGGUUGCUGAGAUCCGGGGCGUGAGGAUCGCUAUCGUGGCGGGUGGGAAGAAGGAUAGUGUUGAACGGACGAGGGAAGCAGGGAAGGUGCUCGCGAACACGAAUCCAGAGUGCAAGGCAUUCGUGGUGAGGGACGCGGUUCACUUGUGGGACUUGCAACUCCCAGAACUGUUCGCCCAAGGUGUAAGGGCCUGGGUCGAGGGAAGUGAAAUGCCAAAGGAAUUCGAACUGCUAAAAUGACAGGUGAGAAUCUAUAAAUGGAAAAGGAAAGGAAGAGGGAAUGGGAGCGUUGUGACGACUGUGUCGACUUUCCUUACCACUUAAGUAUUAU